This is a messenger RNA of Arabis nemorensis, 582 nucleotides long. The record is from the annotation of a GenBank genome assembly. NCBI's taxonomy places the organism in Eukaryota, Viridiplantae, Streptophyta, Magnoliopsida, Brassicales, Brassicaceae.
AUGAUGAUCUCUUUCUUGUUCGUUGCAAUAACAACAUUAUCUAGCGUUCUUGGUGAAGACAACGACGUAGUUUUCGAUGAAGAUGGAUCGCCCAUUAAGGCCAACGUUCCUUACUACAUCAGCUUCAUGACUAUGGACUACGGAAUGUGGAUUUGUCGAAUGAGAUUUGGAUCGAAUGAUCCCAAGUCAUGCCCACAACAACCGGUAAUGUUCACUUAUCCACCUAUACCACCUACACCAGUUGUGUUCCUAUUACCAUCAACAGUGUCAGAUAAUAUUGUGCGUGAAUCAGCCAAACUUAGCAUUAAGUUUGUUAAUCCCCUCCAAUGCGGUGAAUCGGGGAUUUGGAGAGUCGUUCAGAGAAGCCCUCCUAUAGACGGUGAAGUAGUCUUGAAUGGAACUAAGUUAAGCAAUGACAGUACAUUCACCAUCCAUACAACCAAUGAAUAUUACAUGUUUCGUUUCGGUGAGGGUGACAGGCUAACGACUAUCAGUUUAUCUAACGAUCGUGGUAUACAGAGGUUGUUAUCGAAGAGGUAUUCUGGAGAGAUGGAGAUUUUAUUCUACCCAGCUAAGCGUUAA